Acanthocheilonema viteae is the source of this 690-nucleotide messenger RNA. Lineage: Eukaryota; Metazoa; Nematoda; Chromadorea; Rhabditida; Onchocercidae. The record is from the annotation of a GenBank genome assembly.
AUGCGGUAUCGCUUUGUAUUCAUUCUAUUCUUAAGCAUCUCCAUCAAUGUCUACCCAUCAAAAGCUAAAGCAACAAGUGCGACAAGAUCUAAGAAUGAUCACGCACCUACUCCAUAUGGGGAAGUGGAUGGUGAAAUUGUGAAUGUGCUAUAUGAUGCUCCUAGAUUUGCGAAUGCGGAAUCUGAACCUCAACAUGAUUCUUUGAUUCCAACUUCUGAUUCGAAACCAAAACAUGAAGUGGAGCAUAGUUCAGAUGGAGUUGGACGAAUGAGGCGAAGUUGUGGAGAUGGAGGAAGUUGCGGUGGUUGUGGAUGCGGAGGAGGAUGCAGUUGUUGUCAGAAAUCAUGUUGUAGCAGUACAUGUACCACUUGCACCACAACUACAACAACAUGUUGCCAACAGUGCUGCCAGUCGUGCUGCGGAUGCAGCAGUUGUGGUUGUGGUUGUGGUUGUGGCUGUGGUUGUGGUUGCGGUGGAGGUGGUGGCGGCGAAGGAUGCGGUGGUGGUAGUGGACGUAAAAAGCGAGAAAUUAUGGAACUUUUAAGAGGACGUUUGCUACGUGAAAAACGCUCGCCGAAGAGUAGCCGCAGGCAUACUACCGAUGGUGCACCGAUUGAAAAGACGGUUAAGAAGAGUGGUCGAAGGCAUGCUAGCGAUACUGUACCAAUCAAGAAGAUAAUUAAGGUAUGA